GGCCCUGACCCCGCCCCCCGAGGCAAGCCGCGCCUCCGCCGGCCCCACCCCUUCCGCCACAGGAGCCGCCUUUUCCGCUCUCCCUGGGCGGAACUCGGAACGCAGCGAGUGGCUAUGGCGCCGGUUGUGGCCCGCCGGCGGGCCCGGCAAAGGGUCCGGAUCUUGCCGCUGGCCGGGGCGCGGAGCCGCUCGGCGGAAGACUGGUGGUGGGAUCGGCUGGCGCCGAGCGGCUCCGGUUACCACCUGCUGCAGUCGGACAGCAUGCUGCUGGUGUUGCCAGGCCCGGGGCCCGCCCGCCCCCGCGCGCAGAGGCGCGCCUCCCGCCGUGCUCAGCUGCUGCGGCUCCGCGGGGCCCGCGCCGCUGAGGCCAAGGCCAAGCCCAGGACCGCACCCGCACCCGCACCCGCGCCCGCACCGCAGCAGGAGCCCGACCCGGGUUGGGGCGACCGCAUUCCCUUGGAAAUCCUGCUGCAGAUUUUCGGGCUGCUGGUGGCGGCGGAUGGGCCUAUACCCUUCCUUGGCAGGGCUGCACGCGUGUGCCGCCGCUGGCACGAGGCCGCCUCCCAGCCCGCGCUCUGGCACACUCUCACCCUGUCACCCCCGCUGGCUGGCCGCCCCGCCAAGAGUGGGACCAAGACUGAGAAGAAGCUCCUUGCUUCCCUGGAGUGGCUUAUGCCCAGUCGGUUCUCACAGCUCCAGAGGCUGACUCUCAUCCACUGGAAGUCCCAGGUACACCCUGUGUUGAAGCUGGUUAGCGAGUCCUGUCCCCGGCUCACCUUCCUCAAGCUUUCCGAUUGUCACGGUGUGACCCCUGACACUCUGAUCAUGCUAGCCAAAGCCUGCCCCCAGCUCCACAGCCUGGACAUACAGCACUCCAUGGUGAGCCCCGGAGUCCCCAGGGGCCCCAAGGAAGCCUGGGCUGAGUUGACCGGUGCCUCCGUGCUGGGUCUCCAGGUGGAGUCCACGGCUGUGGUAAGCUUCUUGGAGGAGGCGGGGCCCCGAAUGCGGAAGCUGUGGCUGACCUACAGCUCCCAGACGACAGCUGUCUUGGGUGCACUGCUGGUAGGUUGGUCACGGAUGGGCAGGAGCAGAGCUGGGUGCCGAGCCAGGGACUGCCAGGCCUCCGACCCUGUGUUCUCCGCCACCUCUCCAGGGCAGCUGCUGCCCGCAGCUCCAGCUCCUGGAGGUGAGCACUGGCCUCAACCACAACAGCACUCCCCUCCAGCUGCCCGUCGAGGCCCUGCAGAAAGGCUGCCCCCAGCUGCAGGUACCUGCCGCCCCACCUCUUUCACCGGUCACCCCCCUCCCCACCUGCAGCCCGGGCCUUGCUCCCAGGUGCUGCGGCUGCUGAACCUGACGUGGCUGCCCAAGCCUUCCGGGCGGGCGAUGACUCCCGGCCCGGGCUUCCCCCGCCUCGAGGAGCUCUGCCUCGCCAGCUCCACCUGCAACUUUGUGAGCAACGAGGUCCUGGACCGCCUGCUCCACGGCUCCCCUCACCUGCGCUUGCUGGAUCUCCGUGGCUGUGCUCGAAUCACACCUGCUGGCCUGCAUGAUCUGCCAUGUCAGGAGCUGGAGCAGCUUCACUUGGGCCUGUAUGGCAUGUCGGACCGGCUGACUCUAGCCAAGGAGGGCAGCCUUCUGUUAACGCAGAAGUGGUGCCACACUCUGCAGGAGCUGGACUUGAGUGGCCAGGGCUUCAGCGAGAAGGACCUGGAACAGGCCUUAGCUGCCUUCUCAGGCACCCCUGGGGGCUCGCACCUGGCACUGUGCUCCCUCAACCUCCGGGGCACCCGGGUCACACCAGGCACGGUCAGCUCUGUGAUCAGCAACUGCCCAGGUCUGCUGUACCUCAACCUGGAGUCCUGCCGCUGCCUUCCCCGGGGCCUGAAGCGGGCCUACAGGGGCCCAGAGGAAGUCCAGCGGUGUCUGCAGCAGCUGCUCACCAGCCUGCCCCCCGCCUCCCAGCUAGGCAGCUCCAGCCAGCCAGCCCUGCCCUGACCCCUUUCCCAUUUUUGGAUGUUUGAGCAUUUUGUUACAAUAAAACAUUUUUAGGAACUCGUGUGUGGUCUUUGGGAUCCCAGUGAGAGGCUAGGGGUUGUCUCUGAGGGAACUACUUGGGGCUAGAACUGGCCCAGAACCUGUGUGUUGUGGCGUUGGGGGCAGCCCCCCCCAGGGCUCCUGAGUCAGCCUGUGGCCGUGCCUUUUCUGCUCAAUCCUGGGCUCAAAUCUUGGACUGAGUGUGAGUGUGAGUGAGUGAGUGUGUUUGUGGGGGUGCUUUCCACCCUCAGGGACACUAAGGCGAGCUGUCUGUGAUUGUAUAUGAGGCUCCGACCCGGGCAGACGCGGCAAUGGAGAAGAGGAGGCCACGCUCAGCCACGGGGCUCGUGGUGGGGCACCUGCCUACAGAUUCCUCUCCAGCUCAGGCCUGGGAUGUCCCACUACCCCACCCUUCAGAACCCGCCGCCCAGAGCUUCUAGAACCCGGCGUAGCCCAGCCUAGACCGCCACUUGGUGUCGCUCCCCCGCUUUCGCCUGAGAACUGCUCCUUCCUGGACCGCAACCCUGAGGGCUUUAUUCUCCCAGGCCCCCAAGGGCCGGCUCAGCGGCCUGCCUGCGACCUCCGGCAGCAAGCCCUUCCAGCUCUGGGCCCAAGGACUCUUCUGCACCGAGCGCAACCUGGCCAAGCGCCUCAAGAACAACAGUUUCUACCCGUUCACGCAGCAGCAGCCCAACGGUGAGGGCGACACUCAGUUGCGAGGGGACCAGAACCCGGCGGAGCGGGGACGCGGGGCGGGGACUGGAAUCUGAACGGGGCGGGGCCGGGCCGGCUGCGGCCUGCGUGGGCGGCCUGCGUGGGCGCUGGAACCGCCGGCUGGGCCCGGACGGCGGCCCCGGGCCCUGCGGGCGGCGGGCUGUUCCGGGCCCAAGCCCUGGCACUUCCACCUCGGGCUGCAAGCAGGGGCCCGGUAUCCUCACGCGCCCCCGCCGCGCCGCCCCCAGUCUUCGUGCUCGAGUACUACCUGGACACGCUGUGGAAGGGGACGCUGCUCUUCAUCGUCUGCUUCUUCCUCGUCAGCUUCGGGCUUGUGAGCGAGGUCUGAGCUCCUGGGCCCGCCCCCCACGGCCUCCCUACCCUGGGGGCCGGACCCCCACUCGGUGCCCCGCCCCCGGGUCCCGCGGCGGCUCAGGAAGUCCCCGCGGCGCCCACAGGUGCAGAAGCAGGAGACUUGGGGCGUCCCAGCCUACGGCGUGGGCGUGGGCCUGUGGCUCAUGAUCUCGUCGCUGCCGCGGCGCCGCCUGGUGCUGAACCACGUGCGCGGCGUGUACCACUUCUCCAUCCAGGGCCGCACCGUGUGUCAGGGCCCCAUGCACCUGGUCUACGUGCGCAUGGCGCUCAGCUCCGACGGUGACGCACGGGGCGGGCCGCGGACUGGGGGAUGGCGUGCAGGGGAAGGGGAAGCCAUGUGGAGAGGGGUGGAGCGGACAACUGGCCCAAGCCCCCGCCCCCGGAGCCCCCGCCCCCGGCUCUCCAGAGACCUGGGGCUGAGCGGCUUGCCCCUUGCCAGCCUACGGAAGGUGCUUCUUCCAGCUGGUUCUGUGCGGCCACAAGCUGGAGCCGCUGGUGCUGGUGCAGCUGUCGGAGCGCUACGAGGUGGGUCCCGCCCAGCCCACCAUGGGGUUCCAGACACGCUCCCUUCCCCUCCUUGGUUCAACAUGACGCCAGCCACUGUUUAGGGUCUUAAGACAGGGCCAUUUCGCAGGUGGAGAGUUCAUACAACGGGGUCCUGGCCCAGGCCCUCAAGCUGGGAGCCGGCGGAGAGGGCGCCGGGGCUGACGGGCAGGGCUGGAGGUGCGGUCUGGCCAAGGGGAGGGGACGCCUCCGGCGCAGCUCUUGUUCGGGCAAGAGCUGACCACCACCCGCUCGCACAGCAAAUGGAAUACCUCGGCCGUCAUAUUGCCCGGAAGCUCAACAUUAACUACUUCGACUGCCUGGCCACGUCGUACCGGCACGUGGUCCGCCACUGGCCGCCGGGGGCCGCCGUCAGCCCGGGCAUCCUGCUGUGCGAGACCGGUGCCUAGGACAAGCGGAACUCUCAGUCCGCCCAGGACCUGUGAUGCUGCCAGCUGGCGCCCACCCCUCCCCCACCCCGGGACUGCAUUCUCCCUUCCCCUCCAAUCUCCCACCUCCACCCGACCACUGGCCUUCUCAAUAAAGCGACCUCCUGCUUCAA
Balaenoptera acutorostrata (minke whale) is the source of this 4231-nucleotide messenger RNA. RefSeq names its product F-box and leucine rich repeat protein 6 (gene FBXL6). Bases 115 to 1998 code for a protein of 627 amino acids. The record is from RefSeq and is a predicted model, not a curated record. The transcript has 8 exons. Gene Ontology annotation, biological process: SCF-dependent proteasomal ubiquitin-dependent protein catabolic process. Lineage: Eukaryota; Metazoa; Chordata; Mammalia; Artiodactyla; Balaenopteridae. Gene Ontology annotation, molecular function: protein binding. Gene Ontology annotation, cellular component: SCF ubiquitin ligase complex.